Phaedon cochleariae (mustard beetle) is the source of this 2184-nucleotide messenger RNA. The record is from the annotation of a GenBank genome assembly. Lineage: Eukaryota; Metazoa; Arthropoda; Insecta; Coleoptera; Chrysomelidae.
UUCACUUUUAUUAGUCCCAUUUUUAGAGCCUAGUUAUAAAACAUGAUUGAUACUAUUGAUAGAAAAGGGAAUGAAAUCAAACAACGAACUCGAUUAGAUUUCGCAAAUAAAGUUAUUCUCGCACCAAUGGUAAGAGUAGGAACCUUACCAAUGAGAUUACUAUCCUUAGAUUAUGGGGCAGACAUAGUAUAUACAGAAGAACUUAUUGACUGGAAGUUCCUUAAAUCCAUAAGACGAGUUAACGAUGUACUAGGAACUAUUGACUAUUUGGACUCAAGUGAUGGAACUGUGGUAUUUCGUACUUGUGAGAAAGAAAGAGAUAAAGUUGUGGUGCAGCUAGGAACUAGUGAUCCUUGUAGGGCACUGAGAGUAGCAAAAUUAAUUGAGAAUGAUGUAGCAGCCAUUGAUAUAAAUAUGGGUUGCCCAAAAGAGUUUUCUCUGAAAGGUGGAAUGGGUGCUGCACUUUUGACUCAACCAGAAAAGGCAAAAACCAUUUUGUCAAAUCUUGUACAAAAUGUUAGCAUUCCUGUGACUUGUAAAAUAAGGGUGUUUGAGGAUAUCAAUGAUACCUUGAAUUUGGUGAAAAGUUUAGCUUCAACUGGGAUAUCUGCUAUUGGUGUUCAUGGCAGAACUAAAUUGGAAAGGCCUCAACAUCCAAACAGAUGUGAAACAAUCAGAAAAAUUGCAGAAUGUUUGGAUAUUCCAGUUAUAGCAAAUGGGGGUUCAAGAGAAAUAGAAAACUAUUCAGACAUUUUCAAAUUCAAAGAACAAUGUGGGAGUAGUAGUGUAAUGAUAGCAAGGACAGCUGAAGGAAAUUGUUCUGUAUUCAGACAAGAUGGAAUGAAACAUCUUGAGGAAGUUAUCAAAGACUAUUUGAAAUAUGCUGUUGACUAUGACAAUUCUCCUUGUAACACCAAAUACUGUGUUCAAAACAUGUUGAAAGAGCUCCAAGAAACUCCUAGGGGAAAAAAAUUUUUGGAAUGUCAAACACUGGAACAGAUUUGUGCUAUUUGGGACCUAGGAGACUACUGCCGUCAAAAACAGUUAGAGUAUCAGUCUAAAGGCAUUUUGAGUAGAAGGGAAAUAGGACCAGACACUCUAGAUCCUAAAAGAAAGAGGCAAAAAACUGAUUUAGAUAAUGAAAGUAUAGACAUUGAGAUGAAAUGUGCUUUCAUAAGAGUGAAUUAUGGUACAGACAUUGAUUUGCCAAAAUCGAAAAUAAUAGCUCACUGUGGAAAACACAAAUUGAAACUGCCCAAAUAUAGGGUAUUUAAUGAAGAUAAAUUAUUUAGGGCAAUUGUUACACUAGAAGGAAAGACAUACAGCUCUACAUAUUGGGAGAAGAAUAAAAAAUUUGCAGAGCAAGGGGCAGCUCUUGUGGCUUGUGUUUCAUUAAAACUAAUUGACAGAGAACAGCUUAUUAAAGAUGGCAGUAUAUUAGAGCAGAUUAAAUAAAUUAUGCCUCAAAUUAAAUACCUAUUAUACCAUGUGUAUUUGAAUUCUCAUAAUCCCUUUUAGUAGGCAACCUUUCACUAGAAUAAUAUUAAAGUAGGUGAAUACUACCUACUCAUAAAUACAUAUCUCUUCCAGAAGUUUAAUCUAGCUUAACUUGGUAAUCCAUGUCUCUAUUAAUAUUUUAAUGGUUGAUCAAUUUUUGAGUAUUGAUUCAUUAUGAUAUUCUUUCAUAUACAGUCCAAGAUAUGACUGAAACAAAUGAUCGUCUCAUCAUUCUUGGUAAAAAGCCUUUGAAGUAACCAAAAAAGCCAUCAUGUGCUUUAAUAUGAACAAUUGCUGACCAUAAGCCUUUGAAUUCAUAGGGAUAGAGCUGCAUUCUUGUCUUUAGUACAUCUGGUGGGUGGGUAAUGAUUGAAGAAAGUAUACUGGACGAUGCUGCACAGGCACCAUGGAUCAGAGAUGAGUAGGAAGAGUUUAAAAAAUCUAAAAAGAAGGAUUUAUGUUCAAAUUUUCAUGAUCUUUGCCAACUCAAUAUUGUACCUAUAACAACUCAUUGACUAUACCUUUGGGUACCAGCUGCUUGGAUUGGGAAUAAAACAUGUAAUAUAAACCAGAAUAGGGCAUAUCUCUCAUGAGCAUGGGCACAAUACCUCUGGUCAAACCUCUAACUCCUUCUGUGUGGUGUAUUUCUUUGAUAGCAUAAAAUACUGAUCUGUAACUAUACAUUCC